AUGACAAUCGCCACAGUAAACGAAAUCCAUCAACAACAUAAGAAUAUACAGCAUGGCAAGUCAUAUUUCGCUGUACUAUUGGCAGGAUUUUCUUCCCUAGGCGGAUGGUUUUUUGGAUAUGACCAAGGUGUAACUGGCGGGAUCGUCGUGAUGCCUUCGUUUAAAAAUGAUUUUUGUGUUGGUGUAUACGGUAAUGCAAGUGUUUGUGAUUUACCAGUCGCGUCAUUGCCUGCUGAUUAUCGCCGAUAUUUAGUACUAUUUACAUUGCUAUACAACGUGGGAUGUUUUGUAGGUGCUUUGUUUAUUUCUUCUUUUGUUGCCGACAGAUUCGGAAGACGGGCAAUCAUCCUCACAUCAGCAAUUCUAUUUACAGUUGGAACAUCAUUAGUUAUAUUUCCACCGGGUGGCUCGAAAAAGAUCAUGAUUUUAAUUCUUUUCGGUCGGAUUAUUGAAGGGACAGGCGUAGGUUGUUCGUCAUUUUCUUGUCCAUUGUACGCAUCAGAAAUCGCUCCUACUCAUCUUCGCGGUAUGCUUUCAGGCUUUAUGCAAAUGACCGUUGUUACCGGUUUAUUUGCUGCUAAUGUUGUUAAUUAUUUCCUACAAAAUCAUAAAUGGGGCUGGAGAUUAUCGAAUGGAAUUAUUCUUAUUGCGCCAUUAAUUAUCAUCAUUGGUAUCUAUAUGUGCCCUGAAACACCGCGCUGGUUAUUUAAAAACAAGGGCCGUGAAGCUGCAAAGAGAAGCUUGCAACGCAUUCGCAAAGCCGAUGACGUAACAACAGAAUUAGAUGCGAUUGCUGACGCUAUUCGAGAAGAAGGUAAUCAAGUGUCUCUUAAAGAACUAUUCGCAAGCAAGAAAAUGGCCGAAAGAUUAGCUGUCGGGAUCGGCAUGCAUAUCUUUCAACAAACAACAGGUAUCAAUCCUAUUUUUACAUUCGGUGGAAUCAUUUACGAGAAUGUUCUCGGAAAAGGUAUUAUAUCUUUACUCAUCUUAUCCGGAAUUAAUAUGUUAAGUACUAUACCAGCUCUAUUUCUGUUCGAUCGAUUGGGUCGACGCUUCCUUUUGAUAGUCGGUGGUUUAGGUAUGGUUAUAGGUCAUUUAGUUGCUGCCAGCGUAUUCGUGGUCGGUUGUAGUGUUGUGAAAGUAAUGAACAACGUUACGGCAGGCAGCGAAGAGAUUGUUACAUGUCAAUCGAGUGCAGGAAUUCUAAUGCUGAUCUUUACAGUUGUUUUCGUGGCAUUUUUCGCCGUAUCUUGGGGGCCUAUUGCUUGGAUUUAUGCUGCUGAAAUUUAUCCAUUGAAUGUUCGAACCAAGGCUGUUGCAAUGUCAACAGGCAGUAACUGGUUGAUCGGUAUAAUUAUGGCCUAUAUUCUCGAAUUGAUCAGUCCGUUAGGUAUUCACGGUGUAUUCUAUCUCUUCAGUGGAUUCACUCUCAUAGCUGUUCUAUUCGUUUAUCUAUGCUGUCCAGAAACACGAGGAGUCUUAUUAGAAGACAUCGAGAACAUAUUUGAUAAUUUUCAAAUGAAAAACAGAACAAUUGUUAAACUGAUACGACGAUCAUACGAAGGUGAUCUCAUUCGAACAUAUAUGUAG
Messenger RNA from Adineta ricciae, 1590 nucleotides. The record is from the annotation of a GenBank genome assembly. Lineage: Eukaryota; Metazoa; Rotifera; Eurotatoria; Adinetida; Adinetidae.